GAAUGUUCCGUAACCUUCAUCCACAAACUGGCCUUAUUUUACUCUAAAGUAAUGACAUGGGACAUAUCUCUAGACUGCAACAAGUAUAGGACAGUCUUGUUAAGAGGUAACAUUCCAUUGAACGUCACAUAACUAAUACUGGCAUAAAACCUCACAGAUAUUUUGAUUUUGUAAAAAUUGUAGCAAAAAUACAAACUAGGUUAUGUCGUAAUUUAUGUUGGGGAGAAGUCUGUCCAUUUGAGACAUAUGGCUUGAAGAUUUUCUUUAGAGGUAAUCAGACAUUAGAAGUUAGAAGUUGUGUUUUGGUUUUGAUGUCAUAGUUAUUUUUAGGAAACAAAUUGUAAUUUAUAGAUGUAUAUUGUGCAAUGUAAAGCUUUAAAAACUAAAAAAAAAAAAAUAGUAAAAUAGACUCACAAGAAGUUGCAGUAAUAGUACAUAAAAUUCUCAUGUGCCCUUUACGAAGCUUCCUCUAAUAGUAAUGUUACAUAACCAUAGCAAGUACAAGGAAUUGAUGGUACUCUACUACUAAGUCAGAUACAGACCUUAUUCAUAUUUCACCAGGUAGUCUGUGUGUUUAUGUGUGUAUUUCUAUGAAAUUUUAUGGUUUAUAUAUUUGAGUUAACCUUCACAGGUUGCAAAAUCAAAAAGGAAUCUGGAAUCUGUAUUACAAUAAGAUUAUAAAGGAAUCAGGAUUUCACAAUAAGAAGUUUCCUUGUAUUAAUAAUCACAGCCUUUCUGCCACCCUGAUUUUGGCAACCAUUUGAAUAUGAAGCUUUUUAAAAGCAGAGAUAAAUUGACUAAUUAGGGCAACAGCACUAAACACCUGUGAAGUAUCCCUUAAGUUCACAGGGCUAUAUAUGUAGGAAACUAUAUGUUUCCUACACAGAACUUAAUGAAAUUGUGAAUAGAAAAUAGAUACUCCUAGUUUAGCAGUUGUUAACAACAUUAGGCACAUCUCCCAUGUGUGUAGGGCCUGGAGCAACAGUUCAAUAAAAGGAAGCCCACAAAGCUAAUGUCUAACAUUUUAAAACUUAUAUAUCAAAAUAACAGAAUGUUCAAUAAAAUGUAUUCUAUGCAUGGGGAUAUCUAGGCCCUACGCCCAUUGCCCCUUUUCUCUUUUCACCCAUGGUUCAUCGCAAACCAUGAUGUGCCUUGAGUAUACAUAUGUAAAUACUCUAGCCUUCAGCCUAAAUUUAUCCAAACCCUGUGUAAGCAACUGCUUUCCAAGACAGGGUCCAGGAAAGAAGCCUCAGACUAGAUGACACUCAGGGCUGUAAAUUAGACUAAAUUCCAGGGUCUGAUGUACCCAGAGAUCUGGGCCCUUAAUGACUGUUGAUUCUGUGAGAAGGAGGAUUGAGCCUGGAGCAGGGCCAGAGUAGAACUAGAGUGGUGCUUUUAUUGACAGGGCAAAGGUGAUAUACUAAAUUACAUGAUCAGAUUAUGUAAAUAAUUAGGUUAAGCUAAUAAUCUAAGAUUACAUAACCAAAUGAUCUUAGAUUGCACACAGAGUCUAAGCUUCCAUUUUAGGAAACUAGACAAAAAAGAGCAAAUUAAGUCCAAGGAAUAAAAAACAAAAGAAUAAUGAGAAUUAGGGCAGAUAUCAGAGUAAUUGAAAACAGGAAACCAAUAGAGAAAAUCAGUAAAACCAAAAGCUGGUUCUUGGAGAAGGUCAAUAAAAUUGAUAAAUCUCUAGCCAGUUUAACUAAGAAAAACAGAAGACACAAGUUGCUAAUACCAGGAAUGAAAGAGAGCCAUAACUACUGAUCCCAUGAGCAUGAAAAGGAUUAUAAAGAAAUGUUAUGGACAACUCUGAGACCACAGAUUUGAUAACCUAGAUGAAAUGGGCCAAUUCCUUGAAAGACACAAUCUGCCAAAACUCACAGAAGGAUAAAUUGGAAUAGGCAUAUAUCUAUUCAAGAAAUUGAAUCAGUUGUUAAUCUUCCAAAUCAGAAAGUAUUAGGCCCAGAUGUUUUCACUGGUGAAUUCUACCAAAUUAAGGAAGAGAUGGUGUCAGUUCUCUACAAUAUCUAACAGAAUGUGAAAGCAGAGAGAAUACUUCUUACUCAUUGUAUGAGGCCAGCAUUACCCUAAUUAUAAAACCAGGCAAAGACAUAACAAGAAAGGAAAACUACAGACCAAUAUCUCAUGAACAUAGAUAUAGAAGUUUUCAACAAAAUAUCUGCAAAUUGAAUCUAACAAUGUAUAAAGAGAAUUACAUGCCGUGAUCAAGUGGGAUUCAUCCAGGUAUGCAAGACUGGUUCAACAUUUAAUAAUCAAUUAAUGUAACCCAUCAUGUCAACAGGCUAAAGAAGAAAUAUUAUAUGAUCAUAUCAAUAGGUGCAGAAAAACAUUUCAGAAAAUCCUAACACCCAUUCGUGAUAAAUAAGAAACUCUCAGUAAGCUAGGAAUACUAACUUACUAUAAAUAAAUACUAAGGAAUUACCUUAACUUGGUAAUAAACAUCUAUAAAAAUCCUACAGCUAGCAUCAUACUUAAUGGUGAGAAACUAGUUGCUUUCCCAAUAAGAUAAGGAACAAUGCAAGGAGGUCCCCUCUCACUACACCUUUCCAGCAUCCUUCAGGAAGUCCUAGCUAAUGCAGUAAGACUAAAAGGUACAGAUUUGGAAGAAAGAAAUAAAUCUAUCUACGUUCACAGAUAACAUGAUUGUCUAUGUAGAAAAUUCCAGAGAAACAACAACAACAAAAUCUCCUGACACUAGUAAGCAGUUACAGCAAGGUUACAGGAUAUAAUGCUCAAGCAGGUGAUAAAAAGAAAUGAGCUAUCAAGUAACAGACACACAGAAGAACCUUAGAUGCGUACUGCUAAAUGAAAGAAGUCAAUCUGAAAAGGCUUUAUACUGUAUGAUUCCAACUGUAAUGCAUUCUCAUAAAGGCAAAACUGUGGAGAGAGCAAGAAGAUCACGGGUCCGGGGUGAAGGUGGGAGGGAUGAAUACGUGGAUUACAGAGAAUUUUUAGGAUGGUGAAACUAUCUUGUAGGAUACUGUAAUGGUGGAUACAUGUCAUUGAUUUGUCAAAACCUACAAAAUGUAAAACACAAAGGGUCAAUCCUAAUGUAAACUAUGGAUUUCAGUUGUAAAACUAUAUCAGUAUUGGCUCAUCAGUUGUAAAAAUGUACCACACUAAUGCAAGAUAUUAAUAAUACGGAACACUGUGGAGGGAGGUGGAGGUGAAGGGGUAUAUAGGAAUUCUGUGCCUUCUCAUUUUUUCUGUAACCCUAAAACUACUCGAAAAAAUGCAGUGUAUUAAAUAAAUAAACAACCCUGCCUCAUAUAACAGAACAGAUUAAUCUGUGAGGAUGCUUUCUUACAUAUUUACAAAAUUGAAAACUCACAUCACUCAGUACCAAUUUUCCCAUGUGGGGUUGGGCUGGGGAGGGGAAUGCAUUCUCAGAAAUCAUAUAUUGACAACCACUGAAGCAUAUCUUCAAUUACAGCUUUCUGCUUUUCUAAGACUUAUUACCUUUUUUUGGAAUUAUCUUAAAUUCCUUACCUCUCAUUAUAACAUCUUGUUUCUGUACUAAAGUUUUUGCUUGUCAGUCAUAUGUUUUUGCACUGCAGCUAUAAUCACCACUAAUGAAUAUUUGGGUUGUUUUUAUAGUCUUCGUAAUACUUUAUUUAUUUUAAUAUUUAUUUAAUUAUUUAUUUGGCUGUGCUAGGUCUUGGUUGCAGCCUGCGGGAUCUUUGUUGCAGCAUGCGGGAUCUAGUUUCCUGACCAGGGGUCAAACUCGGACCCCCUGCAUUGGGAGUGUGGGGUUUUAACCACUGUACCACCAGGGAAGUCCCCAAAAUACUUUAAAUUAUAGCAACUUAAGGCCCAGUGUAAUAGAGUCUCUUAACACCUAAAACUAAAAGGUCCUCUAAUGUCCUAACUUGCACAUUUCCCUCCCCAUUCUACUCCCACAGAUAAGGUCCUGUAAUCAAACAAUCCUCCUGUUUUACCAAGGCAACCAGGUGUACCUGUGGUUCUUGCUUUUCCCUGAGUAGCAAGUUUCACUUCCCUACCAGCCCGCGAGAUUACUCAGAAAAGCCAGUCCCAUCCUCUCACAGGAACCAGGGGUCGCUGCACCCUCUUGAUAGUACAGAGCCAUUUCCCACAACCCCUAGUUGUUCCCUCUGUUCCCAAGUGCACUACCUGUGUGACCUUGGAUGGCAUGUGGUGCCCUCUUGCCUGGCCUGUGAAUAUGCAUAACUAGUAAACUUAUGUAGAUCUCACCUGUCCAGUGUGAGAUGUCAUGUGUUCAGCUAUUCCAUUACCCCAGGGCAGGAAUCCCGCCACCAACAGAGUGACUAGAAGGCAGUUAAUACAGUUGGCAUCAUGAGCAGGAUUAUCCAUCCAAGACAGGUCACCUAGUCAGUGUUAGCUCAUUGCUCUUGGCUAACUGGUUCUGUGAUGUGGCAGAGGCCACUUGGGAUAGAACCACCAAUUGCUGGUAGGCUUGCACUUUGGCCUGCUCUGCUCUGUGUUCUUUUUUUGGAGUGUCGCUCUCCCUUCCCACUCUGAGAGGCUGUUUUCGCUAAGAGAGAAUUAUUAAUUGGCUAUGCCCCUGUGUGGCUUGCCAUUGGGUUCAGUCUGUUUGGCAGGUGGUCUCUAAGCUACCUAUGAGGCCGGCUGCUGGACUUUGAUACUCUCCCUUGUAACCACCCAGAAGGUCCAUGCCAUGGGUGAUUGGAUAGAGACAAAAACUGAAAGCCAAGACUUUACAUGGCUAGAAAUCCAAAAUAACCGAGGAAAUUUGCACAGAGAAAACAGAGAGAAAGAAACCUGCGUGGCAGAAAAAAAGACCACAGCCAUGGCAGACAGAGGAUGUUCAAUCAAUCAACCUCUGGGUUAUGGGCCCAGCAUGCUUUUGCUGCACCACCUGAUACCUAUUUCUAUGUUGUAAAAAAAAAAAAAAGAAAAAAAAUUCUGUGCUCAUAGAGGGGAAAACUCCCAUCCUGUGGCACAGCAAAGAGGUUAAUUCAAAUGCAAUUUAAGCCUGGGAUCCUUAAGCCAUAUGCAGAAACCAUUGCCAUGGAGCAGGCCCCUAACCCUGACGAUCCUGAUCGGAUGCUCUCUGGAGACAGAAAUUUGUAACUUUGAUUAGAGUAAAAAGAACCCCUCCUCCUCAGAAGUAUAUCCAGUAACCACAAAAAGAAAAGAAAUGGAAAGAAAGAAUGAAGGGAGGGAGGCAGACUUAGACACAGGGAGAGGAAACAACAAAAUAACUGAUACAAAAGUCCACAGUCUUUUGUUUUUGUUUUUUUUUUAAUUGAGGUAUAGUUGCUGUACAAUAUUAUGUAAGUUAGGUCCACAGUUUGACCCAAUUGGAAAUCCAGAAUUUACUAAUAUAAUUUAUACAGCAAAAGAUAAAAGGGUGCUGAUUGGCUUUUAUACCUUCCAAAUUAACUUUAGUGUUAACUCUAGUAUCUGCUGAAAUGUACCAUUGGCAAACUUUCAUGGCCUUAAUACAGGGUUCAAGUUAUAGUUAUACCUGAGCAUCCCACUAAAUGUAAUCACGUUACCCCUAAAAUCUUAAAGGAGUUAUUGAACAUAAAAUAGUGCUAUAGACUCAAUUGUGUAUUGCUCCAAAAUUCGUAAGGUUGAAAUCUAAUCGCCAGUGUGAUGGUAUUUGGAGGUUGGGCUUUUGAGGGUGAUUGGGUUAUGAGGACAGAGCCCUCAUGAAUGGGGUUAGUGCCCUUACAAUAGGAACUCCAGCGAAUUCCCUUGCUGCUUCUGUCGUAUGAGGACUUAGGAAAAGACAGCCAUCUGUGAACCAGGAAGUGGGUCCUCACCAGACAUCUGGCACGUUGAUCUUGGACUUCUCAGCCUCUAGAACUUGCUCUUUUCAACAGCCUCUCAGCCACAGUUUGCCUUCACCUCUGAAGGGACAUCAGACACCUUUACCAGGCUACCCGUGGGAUACCUCAGCAACUAUGCCAUUGCACAGUCUUCGUGGGCAAUACCUUAACUGCAUCCAGUUUUCUCCAGGAGCACAGGUGUAGCCCCUCAGUUCUCUACAUUCUUCCAGGAGCAGCAGAAAAUGAUCACAUCCCAGGGAUCACUGUCAUUCAGGGAUGUGACUGUGGGCUUCACCCAGGAGGAGUGGCAGCACCUGGACCCUGCUCAGAGGACGCUGUACAGGGAUGUGAUGCUGGAGAACUACAGCCACCUCAUCUCAGUAGGGUUUUGCAUCCCUAAACCAGAAGUGAUCCUCAAGUUGGAGCAAGGAGAGGAGCCAUGGAUAUUGGAGGAAGAGUCCCCAAGCCAGAGUGUCCCAGAAUUAAUUAGUAGCAGUAGAAACUAUUCAAGAAAGAAGUUUGAUGAGUUUAACAAAGGUAGAAAAUGGUUCCAUGAUGAAAAGCAUGAAGGAAUUCACUCUGAAGAGAAACCUUAUGAAUAUAAUAAAAAUGGGAAUGGCCUCUGUCUUAAUGAAGACUCUGUUCAGCAUCAAAAAAUUCAAAUUUUGGAGCAACCUUUUGAAUACAGUGAAUGUAGGAAAGCUUUCCAUGAGAAUUCACUCUUUGUUAUACAUAAGAAUCCUUACACAGGACAGAACACCUGUGAAUACACUGAAUACAGAAAAACCUUCUGUGAUAUGUCAUCUCUCUUUGCUCAUCAGAGAACACAUCCAAAAGAGAAUCAUUAUGAAUUUAAUGAAUGUGGAGAAAAUUUCUUUGAGGAAUCCAUUCUCUUUGAACAUAAUGUUCACCCUUUGAGCCAGAAGUCAGAUCUCAUUCCAAUUCAGAGAAGCCACUCAAUUGACAAUAUUAUUGGAUAUAAUGAAUGCGGAAACUUUUUCAAUGAAAAAUUAGUCUUUGGCAUACAACAGAGCAUACAAACAGGAGAAAAACCCUAUGAAUGUCAUGAAUGUGGGAAAACCUUCAACAAGAAGUCAGCCCACACAAGACAUCGGAGAACCCACACUGGGGAAAAAUCCUGUGAAUGUCAUGAAUGUGGGAAAACUUUCUGCAAGAAUUCAGACCUCAUUAAACAUCAGAGAAUUCAUACAGGGGAGAAACCUUAUGAAUGUCAAGAAUGUGGGAAAUCCUUCAGUGAAAAGUCAACCCUCACCCAACAUCAUAGAACACACACAGGGGAGAAACCAUAUGAAUGUCAUGAAUGUGGAAAAUCCUUCUCAUUUAAGUCAGUCCUUACUGUACAUCAGAAAACACACACAGGGGAGAAGCCCUAUGAAUGCUAUGAAUGUGGGAAGGCCUUUCUCAGAAAAUCAGACCUCAUUAAACAUCAAAGAACUCACACAGGAGAAAAACCUUAUGAAUGUAAUGAAUGUAGGAAAUCCUUCUCUGAGAAGUCAACGCUCACUAAACAUUUGAGAACUCAUACAGGCGAGAAGCCCUAUGAAUGUACUGAAUGUGGAAAAUUUUUCUGCUACUACUCGGGUUUCACAGAACAUCAGAGGAGACAUACAGGAGAGAAACCUUUUGGAUGUAAUGAAUGUGGGAAAAACUUCCGUCAGAAAUCAGCCCUAAUUGUUCAUCAGAGAACUCACGUAAGACAGAAACCCUAUGAAUGUAAUGAAUGUGGAAAGUCAUUCUGUGUGAAGUCAAAACUCACUGCACAUCAUAGAACACACACAGGGGAGAAACCCUAUGAAUGUAAUGCAUGUGGAAAAUCCUUCUGCCACAGGUCAGCCCUAACUGUGCAUCAGAGAACACACACAGGAGAGAAACCCUUUAUAUGUAAUGAAUGUGGGAAAUCCUUCUGUGUGAAAUCAAACCUCAUUGUACAUCAAAGAACUCACACAGGAGAGAAACCUUAUAAAUGUAACGAAUGUGGGAAAACCUUCUGUGAGAAAUCAGCUCUCACUAAACAUCAGAGGACUCACACAGGGGAGAAACCCUAUGAGUGUAAUGGAUGUGGGAAAACCUUUAGUCAGAGGUCAGUACUCACUAAACAUCAGAGAAUUCACACAAGGGUGAAAGCUCUUUCAGCAUCCUGAACAUUCUGAAGCCUUUAUCCACGCUUUCAAAUUCGUUAUACAGGUUUUUAAAAUGAGAUUAAUGAAACCCAAAGAAUGCCACAAAUUAUUAGAAAGUGAAGUUUUGUUGUGCUUCAGAUAAUUAGUACUAGAAUAAAACCUUAUAAUGUUUUGAAUAUGUGAAAGCUUUCAAGAAAAAUUAAAACUUUCCAUCAGAAAAUUUAUAUUGAGGGGAAAUUCAUUUAAAUAAUAUGGCAAAAACCUUUAUCUCAAAUUUAUGUUGUGUAGUGCCAUAUUCUGGAUGUGAUGCCAAAAUUGUAUUGUAAAUCUAAUGGAUGAUACUCUUUUACAGUCAUAUUCACAGAAUCAUAAGUUUAAAAAAGUUAAAUGACAACAGCAUUAAACAUUUAUGUGAAGAGUCCUUGAUGUUUGCAGGCCUUAUGUGAGUAUGCUAAUAUCAUAGAAAUUUGAGGUAUUCUUGAUAUGUAUAUUAGAGCCCAACAUGCUUGUGAAGAGAAACUCUGAACCCUUAGUUAAGUAACUAUUAUGGUCUAUAUUAAUAUUUCCCACACUAGAUAUCAUCAGUGUCUUUAUAGGUUGACACAAUUAUGUACAUAUGGAUAUGUAAAUAUGUUUAUACACACAUACCAACACACAGUGGUGUACUGCAGUAAGCUUAUACUGGCUUGCAAGUACUGCUGAUUGUUAAAUUUUCAGAAAUUUUGUGAGCCAGUUGUUAAAAAGAGUCAUUAUUUAAAAAUUAAACUAUAUAAACUUACAGUUAAAUAUUAAAAAAGCAAGGUAAUAAGUACUCAACACUCAUUACUUCCUAAUUAUUUUACAGUAUUUUGCUGUUAUCUUUGUUCUUUAGGUUAUUUGUAUUGUUGAAUCUGCAUGGUGAAUACUGUAUAAUGAUGUGCUACUGGACAUCUCUUCCCGGCUCUACAUUCAGUGCCAUCAUGUUGGUAGCUUGGCUUUAGUGGGAGUAUUUACACCAUGAUAAUUGGCAAACUCUACAAAUCAGGGUUUUGUUUUCUCAGAGAACCUGUAGUCACAUAUUUACAGUAGCACAUCACUGUGUAUUUAUGAAAAUACAUUUGGAAAAUUUAAAGUACAAGCCACAUACCCCUUUUUCCGUUUUCUGAUAUAAAUAAAUGGCUAUGGCCAUUAUUGCUGAAUGGCCUCUUGAAUAAAGAAGCCAAAAUAUGUUUUUGUGAGGUUUUUAACUACCUCUGCAUCAAUCCUAUUCUAAAUACUACCAGAGUCUCUCUGUAGUAUGGCCAGUAUAUGCUAUUUUACAACCAUAUUGCUUACCUUUCUUCUGACUUUGCUGGCAUAUGUGAAUGAGUAUGGCCAUUUUUACUGAGCUUCCACUUCCAUAAAAGAGCCAAACAAUAUUUUUCUGAGGUUACUCAGCUGCCUUGGGUCAGUCAAUAAUGCAAAUGCUAUUAAUAACAACGAUAUUUACAUAAAUUUCGCAAAGGUUAACAUCAGUUAUGAACAGUAAUGCUCACUGCAUUCUACAAAUAAAAAGUAGUGGUGUAUAAUGAAAUGCCUCUGUCAUAUUCUUGGUGCUUUGUUGCUGUAUCUAUUUAGGCAUGAUGUGUGUAAUCCGAGUUCUAUGUAACAAAGGAACUAUGUAUUUAAUUUAAUAGACUGUAAUAUACUGUCUCUCUCUCCUUUGUCUUAGUGUUUCCUUUGCUUCCUUGGAACACAUUGAAAGCAGUUCCAAGAGAUACUGCCCACCCAACAGCCAAUCCCUACUUCUUAGUUGCUGGGCUGUUUUGUCUCUUUGUCCGUCCUUCCCCCAGAUGAUUUAGGGGUAAAUCCACAUUAGUCUAAGCUAAUCAUGAAGAUUCUAUUCUAAUGAUUUUGUUGGGAUGGACAUGGGAGCAAUGAGAUAUUUGGAAAAUAUUCUGCAGUGCUUUGGGGAAAGAUCUCAGUGAUAAAGUAUUGUCAUGACAUGGGAAGAGAUUGUCUCUCUUCUGCUGGACAUUUUCAUGUCUGUAUGUUACACUAGAUUAUAGUUGUGACCCUGAAGGACAAUAGCCUGAAGAUAACAGUACACAAGAUGGGAAAAGCCUGGCUCAGAGAUGACGUCACUAAGCUGCACAACUCUUUUUGGACCUGCUCUCUACUAGGAGUUUGUAUUACUGUGGCAAUAAGUGGCUUCUUAUUUAUUCUCAGGGAUGUCUGUUACUUAGACCUGAAGGCAGUUCCCUGAUACAGAUGAAUUCUUGUCUAAGUGUUAAUGUUCUAUACAGCAAUUUUAGGGAAGAAUUACUUCUUUUGACAAGUUAGUAUAGGGAUGGCUGUUAGUAUCAGCCAUGGUUCUGGUGAAAAACAGAAUUCUGCUUCAACUAAGAAGACUUUAGUGGCAGACUUAUUACAGUACAGUAGUUUGGGCCAAAAACAAGGGAUAUUGAAGCACCUAGAGACUAGUGUCACCAGGAAGCCAUUACCAUUCUAAGUCCUUAAGGGGCAAAGGAUGGAAGCAAGUGUUACCAGAGCCCAAUAAGAGCUGCUCUUAUGGAGGAGGGGCCUCCUCAUAGGAGAUAUUGUCACUACCAAAAUUUUGGCACCAAAUCCCCAGAGCCCUCAGGUGCCACGUGCAGGUGAGCACAAGUGGGCUUAGAGAAUGUAGAAGGGAAGGUCUGGGUGGAGCUAUUGGAGAAUAAGCAUCACAAUGUUUUUUAUUCCUGUAAAUUCCUAUAUAAAGGCUCAGUAUUAGAAAUAAAGUUAUUCUACUCGUUGAAAGUUAAGUGUUUCUGCCUCAUUGUGCUGUUACGUUGUCAUAAAGUAAAUUCCUUUUGGAACUGAGCACUGUGGCAGGUAUGUCUUUCCUUUGGCAUAUGUGAAGCAGACAUGUUAAACUGAUUAUUCAUAUAGCCCUACAUGGUGUUUCUUGUCAUAGUUGUGUGAGGUUAGCAGCUCUCUGUUCUUCCAAAUAGCCAGUCCUCUGCACUGUUUGAUUAAUUCAUCCUUUUUCUUGUUGGCUUGAUAUGACCAGUAGGGAUAACUGGUUACCCCCCUCGAGAGCAUAAUAAGAGUAGGUGUUUACCUCACAUAUUAUAAUGAGUACAUUUUUGUGUAGAUUUUUAAUUGAAAUAUAAUAUUUUGACAGUAUUUCUGAUUGGCAAAAUUCAAAUACCCAUAAAAUAAGUGUAUUUAUAAAUUCUCUAUAGGUAGAUAUAUAUGGAUUAAAAUACAUGGCAAAAGGCCCAGGAUACCUGCUGAACUAAAAGCCAAUAGUUACUUCGGGGGAGGUAACUGUUGGGGUAGAGUCUGAAGAGUAGUCAUCCGUUAUACUCCAAAGAGUAUUUAUGCCCUCUUCUCUCAAUAUGGGCCCUGGUUAAUCAGCACAGUCCUAGGAAAGCUUAGGAAAUUUCGCUACCUCCUUGGGCACCAGUCAUGGCCACCAUGCUUCUCCAAGUUCCUCUUCUAUUUUAAGGAAUAUGAUUAAAGACUGACAAGAGCAGAGCAUGUCUUCACAAGGGGCUUCAAGGAAUUCUGAACCCCGUCUUAUUCUUCAAGGACUUGGGCUUCUUUGCGGGGGGUUAGACAACUGAGAAUUUUUGGCUGUGUGUUAUUGGAAGUAAGUUCAGGGUAAGAUCUGCUCUUUCACAUAGGGAUAACUACCCCUAUUUUGUAGAUGAGGAUACUGAGCCCAGAGAGCAUCAACCAUUCCAUCCUGUGGACUCCAGACAUGCUCAAGGUGGGGCAUGCAGGAUAUUAAGCAUCACUUCUCUACCUCCUCAAGCAUCUGAGAGGAACUUGCUCUCAAACAGUGGUGUGUAAGAGUAGACGUCAGUUCCUCAAGAAUAUGUAGUGGCUAUUGCAACUUUUCUACAUUGUUCUAGUAAUGUAACCUAUUCUUGUGAGCAUGGAGUUGGCAUUUACUCCAGAUGGCACCAUCUAUUCCUGGCUCCACGUCUGUAUUCAUCCAGGAAUGAUCCUUUGUUAAAAUGGGCCAAUGAGAACCCAUCCUAGAAUAUUUUUAUUGAGAAGUCAUUGUGACCAGAUAGUUUGUGUCCUUCUUGCUACCAGCAGCCAUAUCAAGAAAAUAUAUCUGCAAGGGAGAAGAUGAUGGUGACAAGGUUAUAAAAAUAAAAUGGGAAAAGUUGUCAGAAAGAUGGUUUGAUUUUAUGUAGUGUGGAGAGGGAAAGACCUCAUUGGGGAGGCCAAAGUGGAGGAAAAGAGCCACUUGGAUAUCUGGAUGAAGUUGUGUGUAUAUGUGUGUAAUACAUACACAUGUGUAACCUGUUUUUGUUUUUUGUUGUUUUUUUUUUAAAAUUGGGCCCGUUUUCUGUCUUGAACUUGACCUCCCCUUGCUUGGUAUGAGCUAUCAUCAUGCCUAUGCUUGGCAGGGAAAGGUGGAGCCAUAGCCUCUGGGAGGGUUUAAUUCAUGGGUAUCCUAGAGGUCCUCAGCCACUACCCCUGUUUAUUGCCCCCAGUUGGAGACUGCAGCUGUAGUUGCCCUGAACCUACCCCUUUAUCUGUGUUUUUCUGGGGAAGGCUUAUCCUGUUGAAUCCGUUAUUUUCACUUAAUCUUCUGCCACCCCAACACCAUUUAUUAAAUAGUCCCAUUUCUCUUCACUUUUUUUAAAACACUACCAAUAUCAUAUACUGAAUUCCUAUGACAAUCUUAGGACUUCACAUGUUUUUUUACCCGACUCAAAACUAAAAUAUUUAGAUUAUUAUAGCCAUUAACAACACAUCUUUAGAUAAACGUUAGUCUUUAUUUUCACAAAAUGUUUGGCUCUUCCCAUUAUUCCACAUAAAAUUUACAUUUGUUCUAGCAAUGGAACAAAAAAAAUGUGAAGACACAUAACUUCGUUGAGAUUUUGUUUGGAAUGUUGUGCCGUAACAUACUUCAUUUUGUAGUCAGGAAAAUGAUUUGUACCUCUUAUUACUCAAAUCUUUUAAACUAUUGUUCAGUAAAGUUCGUUUCCUUCA
Messenger RNA from Orcinus orca (killer whale), 12895 nucleotides. Its product is annotated as zinc finger protein 33B. Gene Ontology annotation, biological process: negative regulation of transcription by RNA polymerase II. The coding region runs from base 6041 to 7960 and encodes 639 amino acids. The transcript is spliced from 7 exons. Lineage: Eukaryota; Metazoa; Chordata; Mammalia; Artiodactyla; Delphinidae. Gene Ontology annotation, molecular function: RNA polymerase II cis-regulatory region sequence-specific DNA binding; DNA-binding transcription repressor activity, RNA polymerase II-specific. The record is from RefSeq and is a predicted model, not a curated record.